Messenger RNA from Saccostrea cuccullata (small rock oyster), 915 nucleotides. RefSeq lists its product as uncharacterized. The coding region runs from base 1 to 915 and encodes 304 amino acids. The record is from RefSeq and is a predicted model, not a curated record. NCBI's taxonomy places the organism in Eukaryota, Metazoa, Mollusca, Bivalvia, Ostreida, Ostreidae. The transcript has 3 exons.
AUGACCGAGGGUGAUUUGGAACUACCGGUUGUUAAUGAUAAAUUUGGAGAUGUUGAUUUCAAUAAUGAACCGCCGGUUGUUGGCGAUGUAGUUGGAGUUAGCUCCACAUCGGUGUUAAAAUCAACAGGAGAUGUGGAUACCGAUGUUUAUCUACCGGUUGUUUACGAUGUACUUGGAGUUGAUGUGGAUACCGAUGUUGAACUACCGGUUGUUGACGAUGUAGUUGGAGUCGAUUUUGAUGUUGGAGCUGAUGUUGAUACUGUUGUUAAACUAUCCGUUGUUGACCAUCUAGUUGGACGUGAUGUUGAAACUGAUGCUGAGCUACUGGAUGUUGACCAUGAUGUGGAGACUGAUGUUAAACUACCGGUUGUUGACGAUGUAGUUGGAGUUGAUGUUGAUACUGAUGUUGUAGCUGGAGUUGAUAACGAUGCUGAGUUACCGUUUUUUAAGGAAGAUGUUGGACGUGACAUUGGAGUUGCUGCUGAUAGCUAUGUAGAAUUACUUGAUGUUGACGAUGCAGUUGGUCCUGAUGUUGUUACCAAUGUUGAACUACCGGUUGUAUAUGAUACAGUUGGAAUUGAUGUUGAUUCUAAUGCUGAAUUACCGGUUGUUGACUAUGUAGUUCGAGUUGAUUGCACAGAAUCAGCUAUUGUUGAUAGCGAAGUUGACUCGACGGUUCUCGUCGAUGUUGUUGUGGGUGACGUUAUGGAAACGCCUGUUGAUUUUAACCCCGAUGUGGAGCUAACGGUAGUAGAAAAUGUAGUUGAUGGCACAGGAUCAGAUGUUGAUAGUGAAACCGAAGUGAAUCUGAGAGUUCUGGUUGAUAUUGUUGUAGUUGAUGGCACGGUAUCGGUUAUUGAUUUUAACUCCGAUGGAGAGCUAUCGGUAGUUGAAGAUUUAGUUGACGGUACAUGA